Molecule: messenger RNA, 1242 nt
Organism: Pelobates cultripes (western spadefoot toad)
Lineage: Eukaryota; Metazoa; Chordata; Amphibia; Anura; Pelobatidae
Source: the annotation of a GenBank genome assembly
AUGAGACACCCGGAUAGGGGAGGUCUGGGAUUCCCUGACCUCAAGGCAUACUACCAUGCAACACACAUCGCCAACAUGCUCCAAAUGCACUCCACCACAUACACCCCCCAGUGGAUCUCCAUUGAAGCCAGCUGUGGAGGACAAACAGACCUUGCAGCAGCUAUGUGGAUGCCUAAGAAACUGCGCAAUGUUCCCCGAGACACCCUACCCACCACAAAACUACUAUACAACAUAUGGGACAACCACAGGACCGCAUUCUGCUCAGCCAGACCGUGGUCGAUGGCAAAACCACUAAAAACGAUUGCACUCCAUAACAACACAUUCCCUUAUAGAACAUGGCAAGCCCACAACAUCACACACCUACACCAAAUCUGCACCGAAAAAGGCCCACUCCCGCUCUUAACACUGCAAACCAAAUACAAUAUCCCAGCCAAACUAACAUUCUCACAUUGGCAACUGAAAACACUCUUAGACAGCACUACAGGCAACGAACCACCACCCCGAUUUGAUCCCAACCUCACAUCAUUCGAAAAAAUGUGCCUUCACCUCACCCCCACCCAAAAAACAUUAUCAGUGUGUUAUAGACACAUAAACGCACACAAGCCAGAUCCAGAGUGGCAAUUUAAAAAGGACUGGCACAGAGAUAUCAAUAGAACCCUCAUGCCAGACGACUGGAACCACAUAUACGCUAACCAUAAGGGACUCACGUCGUGCGCCUCGCACCUAGAAGCCUCACAUAAGCUACUAUAUAGGUGGUACAUGGUACCUACAAGACUUAAGAAAAUCUACCCUAACAUGAGUGACAAAUGCUGGAGAUGUCAGACCCAAACAGGGACCAUGUUACACAUUUGGUGGUCAUGUACCCAGGUCCAACCGUACUGGACACAAAUAGCAGAGAUAAUAAGAGGGGCCACAGGAUGCAUCCUCGAACACAACGCUGAAACAUUCUUGCUCAAACUUCUGCCCACCAAUAUACCCCACAGUAUAACUAAACUGAUGUUCCUCACACUCACCUCAGCGUCCACCUUACUGGCAAAACACUGGAAAACCCCCCAGAUCCCCUCCAUGGCGGAGGUGACAGCAAUGGUCACUACCACCCUGGACUAUGAGGUGAUCCUAUGGAACCAAACAAAAAUAGGCAAAGGGAGUGCUACAGCGAAAAAGAUCUGGACCACUUACAUAGAGAAGAAAACCCUCCAAGCUGCAGCUAGGGGCACUGCCAACACCGAUACAACUACGUAA